Molecule: messenger RNA, 4682 nt
Organism: Oncorhynchus kisutch (coho salmon)
Lineage: Eukaryota; Metazoa; Chordata; Actinopteri; Salmoniformes; Salmonidae
Product: rho GTPase-activating protein 15
Exons: 18
Coding region: 516-3710 (1064 amino acids)
Biological process (GO): signal transduction; regulation of GTPase activity
Cellular component (GO): cytoplasm
Molecular function (GO): protein binding
Source: RefSeq, a predicted model, not a curated record
ACACAAAGAGCACUCUCCCUCACACACACACACACGCACACACACACACACACACACACACACACACACACACACACACACACACACACACACACACACACACACACACACACACACACACACACACACACACACACACACACACACACACACACACACACAUUCUCUCUCUCACACACACACACUGCCCAGAGCUCUUCCAACCAGAGCUGGAAGCUUUCAGCCCCAGGUGAAAAGACAGAAAGCGGAGGAGGGGAGUGGAGGCCGGCCAGAGGAAGAAGAAGGAGAGGGCAGAGGGGAUCAGUGAGAAGAAAAGAGUGAAAGACAGAACAGAGCAACCUGUUCGUGAGAUCUGGGACUCUGCUGAAGAAACCGUGGGAGCUGGGAACACAGGCUAUAGGAUGGUUCUGCUGUCCUCUUGCUCCAGGAGGGCUGCAGUGGAGCCUUGACCGUCCUUGGGGGAAGAGAGGGGGUGUGGCCACAACAGACACUGCCACGGCCACCACGCUGCCACAAUGUCCUCCUUGGUGUGCAACAUGGGGCUGGUGCUGGUAGAGUUUGAGUAUGAGUACACGGGCCGCGACGGGGGCCUGGUGUCCAUCAAGCCCAACGAACGAUACAUCCUGCUGGCCAAGACCAACGACCACUGGUGGCACGUGAGGAAGAACGAGCAAGCAAGGCCCUUCUAUAUACCUGCUAAAUACGUCAAGGAGCUCCCCGCAGAGUUCCCAUCCCCGCUGGACUUUGCUGACCCACCCAGUCCCGAUUUGGUCCCGGUUCCUGGGCCGGUGCCAGUGCCAGUCCCAAAGCACUCCGUACCAGACCGGGCAGAAACGAGGGCAGGAGAUGAGGUGACUAUCCGUCUCCGCUCCCCGAAGAGACAUCAGAAGACUGAGCACCGCAUGUCCACAUUUGGCGUACCCUUAGAAUUCCACGACCCGUCUCCCAGGGCAUUGAAGAGCGGCGAGCUGAACGACUCUCUGCCGGGCCUUCACUCCACCAUUGCCCUUGAGGUCCCCUUAACAGUGCCCUCGCCUCAAGCCAACAAUAGUGCCAAACACAAGAAGCAAUUAAGCCUGAGUUCCGGUGUGCUCUUCGGCUCUUCCCUGUCGGUGGAGGAGCCUCUCUCCCUGAACCCCCGAGCCCCCAGCUUCAGCCCAGCUGACCCCCUCCAACGGCCCUCCCAGGCCAUCCCAGUGGAGAGGUCCCUCAUUCCUGAUGCCGAGGUCACCGGUGGCGGGAUUCCCCAUCAGGAACCUCUGAAAGAGCCGGAAUGUCCUCUGGAGCUGGAGGAGGGAGAAAAUGAGAAAUCUAGUGUGGAGCCUGAGGACGAAUCGAAGGAGGACACUGAGAAUAUUUAUGAAUCCAUAUUGGACCUGAAGCUGGAUGAGUCCCCUAUAAUAGUGGAGAAGGCCCCGACAGUGAGUCCUGCUUCUGUGGCUGAAGCUACACCUGUUAUCACUCCCACUUCUCCAUCUCCAACACAGACACAGGUGGAGAAUGCCAGCCCCAACACUGCUGUUUACGCCAACGUCACCGAGCUGAAGAAAAACAUCCCACAAUCCCCUCCGUUAGAAGCUCUGAGUCCUGACUUGCCCCUUACCCAGGAGGGAUGGCAGGUGCACACUGACAAGGACAGCGGGAAAGAGUUCUAUUACCGCCCAGCCACGGGCCAAACCACUUGGGCCGACCCCCACAGCACCCUCCCCUCCGCAGACAUGGAGCUGCCCAAGGAGGCGUUGGCUAUCCCAGCCCUGUCCGUGGCCCUGUCCCCGGGCCUGUCCCCAGCCCUGUCCCCGGGCCUGUCCCCAGCCCUGUCCCCAGCCCUGUCCCCGGCCCUGUCCCCAGCCCUGUCCCCGGCCCUCUCACCAGCCUCAUCCCAGGGUUCCAACUGGGAACAGGUGUUUGAUGAGACCACCGGUCGAAACUACUUCUAUAACCCCACCUCUGGGGCCACGUCCUGGGGAGCUCCGGAGCCCAUCGCUCCCUCCUCUCCUGUUACUGAGCCUCCUGUGCUGAAGCUCCCAGACAGAGGACCGCCCCCUCUCCCAAAGGAAGACUACCUGACAGAAGACCACGAAGCUCCAGACACCUCCUCCUCGGUGUUCCCCAAAGACAUCCCGUCCAUGCCGCAGGCUAAACUGGCCAUCAUACCCCGGGCCAUUCUAGACAGUGUCCCGGCGGGCUGGAAGCGCUCCAUAGAGGCAGAUGGGAAGACCGUAUUCACCAGCGAACGCACACAGGAGCAGUGGCUCAAGUCUGUGGAUCAAGAAGGAAAGACGUACUACUACCUGAGAGACGGCUCCAGAUCCCAGUGGAACCUUCCAGCAGAGCUCCCAGGUGCAGCCAGUCUGUCCAAGGUGGGGAAUGGAGUGGACCAGGACAGCCCGCUGGUUCUGAAGAACUGGAGACACACAAUGGGCCCAGCUCAGUUUGGCCCCUCCCAAGAAGACAACAGGUUCUUUCCAACACAUAGGAGAAACGUUUCGGACGUCACCAGUGAAGCAUCCAGCUCAGGCAACUCCCCUGAGACGCCACGCCAUACACAUCUACUAGAGAAGGCAGGGAUCCUGAACAAAACCAAGGUGGCUGACAAUGGGAAAAGAAUUAGGAAGAAUUGGAGUCCGUCAUGGACAGUGCUGCAUGGAGGCAUUCUCACGUUUCACAAAGACCCUAAAUCUGCACCCUCGGGAAACUCUAACAAGACCAAUCAGAUCACCCCAGAGUACACAGUGGAGCUGCGGGGAGCCACUGUGGGCUGGGCCCCCAAGGACAAGUCCAGCAAGAAGAACGUUCUGGAGUUGAAAACGCGUCAUGGGUGUGAGUACCUGGUCCAGUACGACACAGAGAGCAUCAUUUGUGACUGGCACAGGAUCAUACUGGACACCGUCAGACAGCUGGACCAAGAUCACUUGUCGGAAGAGGAAGAGGAGGAGCCUAUGGAGAAAUCUCCACUUGCUUCAGACAGAGACAAGAGGACCAGCUCAGCCACUAAAAUUACGCCUGGCAUCAGUGCCGAGUCAUCAGAUCAGGGGCGUGUCCGCACCAAACUACGCAAGUUUCUCCAGAAGAGACCCACACUGCAGUCAGUGAAGGAGAAGGGCUACAUAAGAGAUAAUGUGUUUGGUUGUCAUCUGGACACGCUGUGCCAUCGAGAGAACAGCACUGUGCCCAGGUUUGCGGAGAAGUGCAUCAGGGCAGUGGAGAUUAGAGGUCUGGACAUUGAUGGGAUCUACAGAGUUAGUGGGAAUCUAGCUGUCAUUCAGAGACUACGCCACAAAGCAGAUCAUGAGGAAAAUCUGGACCUAGAGGAUGGUCAGUGGGAGGAGAUUCAUGUGAUCACGGGGGCGCUAAAGCUCUUCCUGAGGGAGCUGCCUGAACCUCUCUUCCCUUACAGCUUCUUCGACAAGUUUAUCGCUGCCAUCAAAAUCCAGGACUAUCCUCAGAAGGUGUUGUACUUCCGUGACCUGGUGAGGUCCCUUCCCCUGCCCAACCACGACACCAUGCACCUCCUUUUCAAACACCUCCUCAAAGUGAUUGAGUUUGGGGAAAAGAACCGUAUGUCAGUCCAGAGUGUGGCCAUCGUGUUUGGCCCUACGUUACUCAGGCCCCAGACUGAAUCGGCCAACAUCACCGUUUACAUGGUCUACCAGAACCAGAUUGUGGAGCUCAUCCUCAAAGAGUUUGAGACAGUAUUUGCCCCCAGCUGAGACAUUUUCUAUGGCACCCAUGAGUCAAGAGGGACGGAGACAAUGGGGGUUGCCAAGCCGUGGGAAAAGACUGAUGGUUACAUGGGUUGCUAGAUUUGGUAAAGGGAGAUUCUUUUGUGUCAGUGAACUAGCCUUUAACUGUGGUAGCUCCAAGUCUUCAACCUUCAUCCCAAGUUUCAAACUCGUGCUGUCCACCCAUCCAGUCCACCCAUCCAGUCCACCCAUCCAGUCAUCCAUCCAGUCCACCCAUCCAGUCAUCCAUCUGUUUUGGUACGUCCACUCACAAGAACAUUGACAAAAAAGGAAGUUGAGGGAAAAGGGGAAAAUGGAUGAACAUGUUGACAUACCAAAGUUUACCAUGGAUCCUAUGACAAUACCUGGCAAUAGGCAUCAUGUUUAGUUUUACAAAUUAAAUAUAUAUUACAUGUAGGUGUACAUGUAUUUGGGGGAAUAUUCUGAUGUCGUAUCCAUGGUUUGGAGUGACAUAUCUGAGACAGAUCUGUCUUUUUAGUGGAUGACCUCUUAACUAUAUGUUAAAGUCUAUGAAAAAGCUUAAAUAUUGUAUACCUUCCCGAAUGUUACCUUAUCAACAAUACAACCAAUUAAAAUGGUUGUUGUUGCUUUCCUUUUGGCGAGCCAUACAGAUAGCAAACCACUGCCUUGACUGUAAAGUUAUUUGAUUACUUCCUAAUUUAGAAAAAGGCUGUGAAUUUAUCAAGGAAUACCACUUGCGACUAUAUUGUGAUGCAUUAUGCAUAACGUGGCUGUACGUUAUGGGCAGUAUGUAUGAAAAUAUAUUAUGAUAGAGCAUAACUGUACAUUAUGGCUGUUUUAUAGUAUUAAUAUUAGUACAGAACAAGGAUAAGAACAAUAUAUCAAGAUAUUUUGAACAACUUUUUUUCUCUGUACAUAAGAGUUCAUCUUACCUUAUAAAUGAAUGUUCUUCUAAUAAAAGAAUUCAAUUUCUGUCAA